Molecule: messenger RNA, 1440 nt
Organism: Schistosoma spindalis
Lineage: Eukaryota; Metazoa; Platyhelminthes; Trematoda; Strigeidida; Schistosomatidae
Source: the annotation of a GenBank genome assembly
AUGUCUAUACAUUUUAAUCAAUCAAAUUUUGAUUUAUUUCAUUCAAAUAAAUUUUUAUAUAAAUCCAUUCAAACUAUAUUCAAUGAUCAAUUGAAUCAUGAAAAUACUUCUAUAUUAAAUAAUAAUCAUUUCAAUCAAUCAAUUUAUGAUUUGAAUAAUUAUAAAUUAUUAUGUAAUAUAUGUAAUAAUUUAUUGAAUUUUAAUCAAUUUAUUGAUUUAAUGAUUCAUUUACAAAAUCAACAUAUUAUAACUUAUUAUCGUUGUCAUGGAUGUGAAGAAACAUUUACUGAUCAAAUUCAAUGUCUUAUACAUAUUCUUUAUCAUCAUAUUACAACAACAAAAUCAAUCAUUCAGGAGGAUGAUACUACUAUUAACCUAAACACAAGUAGUAGUAGUAGUAGUAGUAGUAGUAGUAGCAUCAGCAGUAGUAGUAGUAAUAGUAAUAAUAGUAGUAAUACUAUUACUCAUAAUGAUAAUAACAUUAAGAAAUCAGUUUCAUUUAAUGAAAAUGAGAAUACCUCAUGUAAAUACCAAUACUUAAAUAGUACCCAUAACAAUAGCAUUCAAUUACAUGAUAUAAGUACAAAUUCUGAUCUUAUAUACACCAAUAAUACUAAUAAUACUACUAAUACUAAUACUACUAAUACUAAUAAUACUAAUAAUAAUUCAUUAUCAUAUGAAUAUUCAAAUAGACAAGAAAGUGUUAAACUGAAUCAAACUACUGAUAAUCAUUUAAUAAACAAUGAAAGUAGUAUAAAUCAAUUUCAUAUAAAUAAUAAUUGUCAUAUACAAUCAUUCAUUCAUUUUCUUACAAUGUUAUUUUGGCCUAAUUUAUGGUCUAUUAAUUGGAUACAAUCUGAUAUAGAUAGUAUAUUAAAUAAACAUUUGAAUAAAGAUAUAAAUCAAUAUAAUAUAAAUAUGAUAUCAAACAUUGAUGAAUGUACAAGAUCAUUGACUUCAUCUACAACAUUAUCAUCAUCAUCAUCCUCAUCAGCAGCAGCAUCAUCAGCAUCAUCAUCAUCAUCUUCAUUAUCCAUUCCCUCUAUGUCAUCAUUACAUUUUCAAGAAAAUAAUGAAACACAUGGACUAACACAUAACAAAUUAGUUGAUAUGGUAACAUCAGAUCAAAUUAAAUGUAACAAAAUCAAUGAAUCCAUUAUAUCAAAUGAAUAUAAUCAAUUUAAUGAAAAAUGUACACAAUUUCAACAAACUACAAAUUGUAUAUAUUUAUUACAUUCACAUCCUGUUCUUAGAUUAUUACCAUAUGAAAUUGCAUCAAAAUUGGAUAGUUAUAAAGCAUCAAAAAUAUGUCAUCUUUGUUUAAAAGAAUUUACCGAUGAAAUGACAGUACUUCAUCAUCAAGUUGAAGAACAUAGUCUUGAAGAUCAUUCAAACAUGUCAAAUUUUAUCAAUAAACAAAAUUCAUUAUUUAUUAAUUAA